AUGAACAAGAUGCCCGACAGGACCGUCAUUCACGUCCAAACGGAGCCCUACGGCCUCACCUCCCAAAAGACUUUGGUCCCUGCUGCCGAGCCGCCUCAGAUCCAACUCUCGUCCCCAAGACACGAGGCCCGCCGUGGCCACCACUCCGAAUCCCUAUCCUCCAAUGAAUCUGAGGAGUACACAGAUUCGACAUACAAGGAACCGGUGGAUGACAGGAAUGGGAGUGUGGUGGGGCUGGGCGGUGACGGGGAUAGUCGGAAGGGGUUGACUUUGAGGAAUUGA
Messenger RNA from Cryptococcus wingfieldii CBS 7118, 282 nucleotides. RefSeq lists its product as hypothetical. The transcript has 2 exons. The coding region runs from base 1 to 282 and encodes 93 amino acids. Lineage: Eukaryota; Fungi; Basidiomycota; Tremellomycetes; Tremellales; Cryptococcaceae. The record is from RefSeq and is a predicted model, not a curated record.